GGAAAGAAGUAUCACAAUUCACUAUACUCUCAAGUUCUUGCAGGCUGUGCUUGUUCUCAUGCCACGUGAAGCUUGAGUAGUGAUUCACUUCAUAAAUAUAAUAUAGGAAUAAUCCAUACAUAUCAACGGUUGCCAAGAUCAUCAUGAGACCAAAGAUUUAUCUGUUCGGUGAUUCUAUCACGGAAGAGUCCUUCGGCGAUGGUGGCUGGGGUGCUUCUCUGGCUCACCAUUUCUCUCGCACAGUUGAUGUGGUUCUAAGAGGGUACAGCGGGUACAACACGAGGUGGGCUCUGAAGGUUAUAGAGAAGGUUUUUCCGGCGGCUGAUCACGGCGAAGCUCCACUGGCCGUGACUGUGUUCUUCGGCGCAAACGACGCAUGUCUUCCAGGCCGAUGCUCUGCUUUUCAACACGUGCCUCUUGACGAGUACAAGCGAAACCUUCACUCCAUUGUCUUCUUCCUCAAGAAGCAUUGGCCUACAACUCGUAUUCUACUCAUUACUCCUCCUCCAAUUGAUGAAGAAGGGCGUUUGAGGUAUCCUUAUGUGGAAAAUGUGACGAAUGAGCCUGAAAGGACAAACGAAGCUGCUGGGGCGUAUGCCAAGGCAUGUGUUGCUGCAGCUGGAGAGUGUGGGAUCUCAGUGAUAGAUCUCUGGACUACAAUGCAGCACUUUCCUCAUUGGCAAAAAUCUUGUCUAAGAGAUGGUUUGCAUCUGACUCCCAGUGGAAACAGGAUUGUGUUUGAUGAAGUGGUGAGGAAGCUAAUGGAGGAAGGUCUCAGCCUAGAAACCUUAAAAAUUGAUCUCCCAAUUAUAUCUGAAAUUGACCCUAAUGACCCCCUCAAGUCAUUUCAGCAGUAAAUAUAUUGUAUCCACAUGCAUAUUCAAUAUAUGGGUGCAUGGAUUUCUCAUUUUGUGGGUUAAUAUUUAGCUUUUUGAUUACAAAUAUAUAGUUACAAAAUUACAUAUGGGUAUAAAUUGGCCAACUUUCUACA
Messenger RNA from Humulus lupulus (European hop), 991 nucleotides. Its product is annotated as GDSL esterase/lipase At5g45920. Gene Ontology annotation, molecular function: hydrolase activity, acting on ester bonds. The transcript is spliced from 5 exons. Bases 144 to 857 code for a protein of 237 amino acids. The record is from RefSeq and is a predicted model, not a curated record. Lineage: Eukaryota; Viridiplantae; Streptophyta; Magnoliopsida; Rosales; Cannabaceae.